AAAUAAACGAAAUACUCUUUAUUCGAACGACAACGGGAUCUCUUGUUCAGUAGAUCACCAGCCUUACUCCGACGUUAAUUACGAAUUUAUUCGGUGACUCGGUGACAACUACACAACUGCGUGCGGUGCUGUAGAGAUUUUCAUUUGAAGCAACCAGAAAUCAAUCCAUUGAAUUGAGAGAAGCGCGUAACGCAUCCAAAUCAAAUAUCUCGAUUAACGCAAUUUUGAAAAAUCUGACAUAAAAUGUCGUCAUCGCAAGCUGUACGCUCCUCGAAAUACUCCUACCGGGCCACAUCCACCGGACCCGGUGCGGCCGAUGUGAACAUCGAAUACAUUACCGACACGAGCUCGCUCUCCCGCUUGGAGGAUAAGAUCCGUUUGCUCCAAGAUGAUCUUGAAGUUGAACGUGAGCUGCGUCAAAGGAUCGAGCGCGAGAAAGCCGACCUCAGCGUUCAGGUCAUACAGAUGUCCGAACGUCUCGAGGAAGCUGAGGGUGGUGCUGAACAUCAAUUUGAAGCGAAUCGCAAGCGCGAUGCCGAGCUGUUGAAGCUGCGCAAGCUGCUUGAGGAUGUUCAUCUUGAAUCGGAGGAGACCGCCACGCUUUUGAAGAAAAAGCACAACGAAAUUAUUACGGAUUUCCAGGAACAAAUUGAAAUCCUAACGAAAAAUAAGGCUAGAGCCGAAAAGGACAAGGCCAAAUUCCAGGCCGAAGUCUACGAGCUGCUCUCCCAAAUCGAAUCCUACAACAAGGAGAAAAUCGUAUCGGAGAAACAUAUCCAGAAAUUGGAAGUCUCCAUUACUGAGCUGAAUGUGAAGAUCGAGGAGCUGAAUCGCACCGUCAUCGAUAUCACUUCGCACAAAUCUCGCCUCUCGCAGGAGAACAUUGAGCUGAUCAAGGACGUCCAAGAUCUCAAAGUUCAAUUGGACACAGUCUCGUUUUCCAAGAGCCAAGUCAUCUCUCAGCUGGAAGAUGCACGCCGCCGCCUGGAAGACGAAGACCGUCGUCGCUCAAUGCUCGAAUCUUCGCUGCAUCAGGUUGAGAUCGAAUUGGAUUCAACUCGUUCUCAACUCGAGGAAGAGUCUGAGGCGCGCAUUGACUUGGAACGUCAGUUGGUCAAGGCCAAUGCCGAUGCCACUUCGUGGCAAAACAAAUGGAAUGCCGAAGUGGCAGCCCGUGCCGAAGAGGUUGAGGAGAUUCGUCGCAAGUACCAAGUGCGCAUCACCGAACUGGAGGAGCACAUCGAAACCCUCAUUGUCAAGGUCAACAAUCUGGAGAAGACCAAGACCCGCCUCGCCAGCGAAGUGGAGGUGCUCAUCAUCGAUCUGGAGAAGUCCAACAACAGCUGCCGCGAACUGCAGAAGGCCGUCAACACCCUCGAGAAGCACAAUGUCGAACUGAAGAGCCGUCUAGAUGAGACCAUCGUACUGUACGAGACCAGCCAGCGCGAUCUGAAGAACAAGCAAGCCGAUCUGCAGCGCACCGUCCACGAACUGGACAAGGUCAAGGAUGCCAACGGUCAGCUGGGCCGCGAGAACAAGAAGCUGGGCGAUGAUCUGCAUGAGGCCAAGAGCGUCAUUAACGAGCUGAACCGUCGUCUGCACGAACUGGAACUGGAGCUGCGUCGCUUGGAGAACGAGCGUGAUGAGCUGACCUCUGCCUACAAGGAAGCCGAGGCUGGUCGCAAGGCUGAGGAGCAGCGCGGACAGCGUCUGGCCGCUGACUUCAACCAGUACCGUCACGACGCCGAGCGUCGUCUGUCCGAGAAGGACGAAGAGAUUGAGGCUAUUCGCAAGCAGACCAGCAUUGAGAUCGAGCAGCUGAAUGCUCGCGUCGUGGAGGCCGAGACCCGGCUGAAGACCGAGGUGACACGCAUCAAGAAGAAGCUGCAGAUCCAGAUCACCGAGCUGGAGAUGUCCCUGGAUGUGGCCAACAAGACCAACAUCGAUCUGCAGAAGGUGAUCAAGAAGCAGUCGCUGCAGCUGACCGAACUCCAGGCCCACUACGAAGAUGUUCAGCGCCAGCUGCAGGCCACCCUCGAUCAGUACGGCGUUGCCCAGCGUCGUCUGGCCGGCCUCAACGGUGAGCUGGAGGAGGUGCGCUCGCAUCUGGAUAGCGCCAACCGUGCCAAGCGCACCGUCGAGAUCCAGUACGAGGAGGCCAACACACGCAUCAACGAGCUGACCAGCGCCAACGUGAACCUGGUGUCGCUCAAGUCGAAGCUGGAACAGGAAUUGAGCGUUGUUGCUUCCGACUACGAGGAGGUGUCCAAGGAGCUGCGCAUCAGCGACGAGCGCUACCAGAAGAUCCAGGUCGAGCUGAAGCAUGUCGUCGAGCAGGUGCAUGAGGAGCAGGAGCGCUGCGUCAAGCUGGAGACCAUCAAGAAGUCUUUGGAAGUCGAAGUCAAGAACUUGUCCAUUCGCCUGGAGGAAGUUGAGCUGAACGCCGUUGCCGGUAGCAAGCGCAUCAUCAGCAAACUGGAGGCACGCAUUCGUGAUCUGGAGCUGGAGCUGGAGGAGGAGAAGCGCCGUCAUGCCGAGACCAUCAAGAUCUUGCGCAAGAAGGAGCGCACCGUCAAGGAGGUGAUGGUACAGUGCGAGGAGGACCAGAAGAACAUCAUCCUGCUGCAGGAUGCCCUGGACAAGACCACUGCCAAGAUCAACAUCUACAGACGCCAGCUGUCCGAGCAGGAGGGCGUCUCCCAGCAGACGACCACCCGUGUCCGCCGUUUCCAGCGCGAACUGGAGGCUGCCGAGGAUCGUGCCGAUGUUGCCGAAUCCAAUUUGAAUCUGAUCCGCGCCAAGCACCGCACAUUCGUCACCACUUCCACCGUGCCCGGCUCUCAGGUGUACAUUCAGGAGACAACAAGAACGAUCACCGAAUAGAUCAAUCUCACUGAUCCACACACUCAAACACGCACACAGCACACACACCCACACAAAUACACACACACACACA
Molecule: messenger RNA, 2956 nt
Organism: Drosophila navojoa
Lineage: Eukaryota; Metazoa; Arthropoda; Insecta; Diptera; Drosophilidae
Gene: Prm
Product: Paramyosin
Cellular component (GO): myosin complex; bicellular tight junction
Source: RefSeq, a predicted model, not a curated record